GUGCGCCGAACCUUUAAUCAUUACUUUAUUUCUCUAGAAAGCACCAGAAACUGCUUCUUCAUUCAUAUCUCCCGAUCCAAAACCCAGCCAGACAGCCAACCUUAUACCCCGUCUGAUAUGCCAAACCUCAAGCUAGACCUUAACUUCCCGCCCGAUGUAAUCACCGACAUCCUAUGCCAACUUCCGGUGAAGACGCUUCUACGGUUCAGAUGCGCAUCCAAGCGUUGGUGCUCCCAAAUAGACGAUCCAGAUUUCAUUAAGAUUCACCUUAGCCACUCCCUUGCCACCAAGUCCAAACUCAGCCUCGUUCUCAAAAAAUGGUACCUCUACUCCGUUGAGCUCGAUUCGCUUCGCACCGCCACGGAACUCAAUCCCCCAUUGAAUGUGAUCUGGGGUAUAACUGACGUUUUUGGCUCUUGCAAUGGCUUGUUGGCUGUGUGUAACGCUGAAGAAGAAAUGGCUUUAUGGAACCCAUCAACGAGAAAACACCAGAUAUUGCCUGUUAUGCCGGUUGAGGCUCCUAAAGGUUAUAUAAAUGUUAAACCUCGUCGUUUUACUUUUUAUGGAUUUGGGCACGACCCCAUUAGCGAUGACUACAAGGUGGUGAGGAUGGUGCAGUUUGUUGGUGAUAAUGGGUUUUUCUCUGCUGAUGUUAAAGUUUAUAGCUUGAAGAGUAACUCUUGGAGAGGAAUCAAGGACAUACCCUAUUAUAUUCGUUAUCUGUUUCAGCUUGGUUACCUUCUUUUUUAUAGACGAGGGUAUGCUGCGCUUGCUGGUGGUGCUUUGCAUUGGGUGGUGCCUGGAGGGUUUGGAUGGUACUGUAUGAUUGUUGCUUUUGAUCUUGUAGCUGAGGAGUUUCGAAUUGUACCACAGCCUGAUCAUGUCGAUGGUGGUUUUGUAAUGGAUCUGGGGGUCUUGGAAGAGCGCCUAUGCAUGAUUUGCAAUUACGGUAAUGAUUUUGUUGAUGUAUGGCUGAUGAAGGAAUAUGGAUUAAAGGAAUCUUGGACUAAAUUGUUUAAGGUUUCACAGUCAAGUUUGAACAGGGAUUUUGGACAGGUGAUGCCUUUAGCUUAUUCUAAGAGUGGUGACAAGGACAAGGUUCUUUUGGAAUUGGACAAGGAAAAGCUCCUUUGGUAUGAUUUGAGGAGGAGGAGAGCCAAGACUGUGAGGAUUGAGGGGGCUCCCAAUUCAUUCAAUGCGGAUGUUUAUGUGGAAAGCCUUGUUCCCUUAGGUGGUGGUGGAAUGGAUGGGAAGACACAGCAACCGGCGCCAGAGGAAAAGAAGGAAAGCAAUAGAAAGAAGAUGGAUGAUUUUCUGUCAAAAGGCUUUAAACUGACUCUAUAAGCAAACAGGAGGAGAAAAUGGGCACAAAGUGAAAAGUGACGAAAGGGUUGUCAUCUUGGAACCUGAAUGUCUUUUGAGGAUCACCAAUUUAUGCCUUUGUGUUGCUAAUUAAGGCUCCUGUCUUGCUUAAAGGAUGAACUUUUUGAUUUGGUUGGUGACAAUGGAUUUAUGCUUUUCAAGUUAUUUCUUAUCGUUGAAUUCAUUUGUCUGCUUUGAUUAUGUUUAAUGUGUGCAUCAAACACGAUAUGUUAGAAAACAGGCCUCUCACACGUCCUUUUACGUAAAUGGCACCGGAAGAAGCAUCCACAUCAAGAAGGGAGCAUUUCUUGAAGAAGCAUAGUAUGAAAAUGGCACUUGGGAUGUGAACUUUCACCAAACCAGAAUCUUUGCCUAUGUGUCUUGAGUUGCUAAGAGCACUCGCAAUGGAUUAUGCAAUGAAGCUUAAUCAAAGUGUUCAUUCGAUUCUCUAUACAAAAUGCAUUUUGCAUUUGAACUACUUUGUAUCAUUAAUGCGUUUUUUUUUUUUCUUUCCUCCCACUCACAUCUCUCUUUCUUUAUUAUUUUAUGCAUUAAUGUAUUAGUAUUUAAAAAUACAGAAACAAUAAGAAAAUAAUAUGGAGAAAGAAUAGAC
Corylus avellana is the source of this 1975-nucleotide messenger RNA. Its product is annotated as F-box protein CPR1. Gene Ontology annotation, molecular function: protein binding. NCBI's taxonomy places the organism in Eukaryota, Viridiplantae, Streptophyta, Magnoliopsida, Fagales, Betulaceae. The record is from RefSeq and is a predicted model, not a curated record.